GUUGCAAGAAUGUUCACUAUGACCUCGUCUUCAUCUUGGAUGCCUCCUCCAGCGUCGGAAAAGAAGAUUUUGAGAAAGUUCGUCAGUGGGUGUCUAAUUUGGUAGAAACCUUUGAGAUUGGCCCAGACAAAACCCGUGUAGGUGUGGUGAGAUACAGUGAUCGUCCAACCACAGAGUUUGACCUGGGAAAGUACAAAACCCGUGAGGAAAUCAAAGAGGCUGCACGAAAAAUUAAGUAUUAUGGGGGUAAUACGAACACUGGAGACGCUCUCAGAUACAUCAACACCUACAGUUUUUCCAAAGAAGCUGGUGGCAGACUUAGUGAUCGAACUGUUAAAAAAGUGGCUAUCCUUCUGACUGAUGGAAGGAGUCAGGAUUAUGUCUUGGAUCCAGCCACUGCAGCCCAUCAGGCUGGGAUUAGAAUCUUUGCUGUGGGUGUUGGUGAAGCCUUGAAAGAGGAACUUGAUGAGAUUGCUUCAGAACCCAAGUCUGCUCACGUGUUCCAUGUUUCUGAUUACAAUGCCAUUGAUAAAAUUAGAGGGAAGCUAAGAAGACGUCUCUGUGAAA
Messenger RNA from Phaethon lepturus (White-tailed tropicbird), 567 nucleotides. Its product is annotated as collagen alpha-1(XXII) chain-like. The annotation marks the transcript as partial. The record is from RefSeq and is a predicted model, not a curated record. The transcript has a single exon. NCBI's taxonomy places the organism in Eukaryota, Metazoa, Chordata, Aves, Phaethontiformes, Phaethontidae.